This is a messenger RNA of Conger conger (European conger), 4227 nucleotides long. It is a transcript of the gene b3gnt2b, whose product is annotated as UDP-GlcNAc:betaGal beta-1,3-N-acetylglucosaminyltransferase 2b. The transcript has 2 exons. The record is from RefSeq and is a predicted model, not a curated record. Gene Ontology annotation, cellular component: membrane. NCBI's taxonomy places the organism in Eukaryota, Metazoa, Chordata, Actinopteri, Anguilliformes, Congridae. Bases 131 to 1327 code for a protein of 398 amino acids. Gene Ontology annotation, molecular function: hexosyltransferase activity.
GUUGUCUUCUCUCAUCACACAAUGACUGAACAGAAACCAGUUACGUUGUAGCUGGCCAGUUGCUGCCGUCUCCUUUUGGCUGGACUUGCCGCGGAUUAUUUCUUCCUAACUCGCAGACGCAAGCGCAGGGAUGAACGCGUCGCGGAGGAGGGUGAAGGUGCUGGGCCUGAUGAUGAUGGUCAACCUCUUCAUCUACGUGGUGGUGGAGGUGUCCCGCAGCGGGGGGCGGGACCAGAGCGAGUCCAAGGUGCGCGUCCCCAGCAAGCGCUUCUGGAGGCAGGGCGCCAACAGCGAGGCGUACUGGAACCAGCAACAGCAGCGGCUCGACCGCGCCCACAACCCCAUCCUGGUGGCGGAGAACGGGACCGGCGUGGCCUUUCCCGACUGGCUCAACGCCACCGAGGACCUCGGGUCCUGUGAGCCCAACAUGGCCGUCACCCGGCUGGUGAAGGACUACAACUCCCUACCUGCCCGCUUCAAAGACUUCCUGCUCUACAUGAGUUGCAGGUCCUACCCGCUGCUGGUGGACCAGCCGCACAUAUGCCAGGACCCGCCUUUCCUGCUGCUGGCGGUCAAGUCCCUGGCCCCCCACUUUGACCGGAGGCAGGCCAUCCGCGAGUCGUGGGGCCAGGCCGGGCUGGUGGCCAAUCGGACGGUCGUCACGGUGUUCCUGCUCGGCAACACCACGGGGGUGGACCACCACCCCGACCUGUCGGAGAUGCUCCGGUACGAGACCUCCUUGCACCGGGACAUCCUCCAGUGGGACUACAGGGACUCCUUCUUCAACCUGACCGUGAAGGAUGUGCUCUUCCUGGACUGGAUGCAGCUCCGGUGCCCCAACGCCAGCUUCGUCUUCAAGGGCGACGACGACGUCUUCGUCAACACCCACCGCAUCCUGGACUUCCUGGGCGGCCUGGCCCCGGCCAAGGCCAAGGACCUGUUCGUGGGGGACGUGAUCACCAAAGCCGGGCCUCACCGCGACAAGAAGCUGAAGUACUUCAUCCCGGAGAGCAUGUUCGUGGGGCAGUACCCGCCCUACGCGGGCGGAGGGGGCUUCCUCUACUCGGGGGACCUGGCUCUACGCCUGCGCAACGCCACCCGCCAGGUGGCCCUGUACCCCAUCGACGACGUCUACACGGGCAUGUGCCUGAGGACACUGGGCCUGGCCCCGGAGAAGCACAAGGGCUUCAGGACCUUCGACAUCGAGGAGAAGUACAGGAACAACCCCUGCGCCUACAAGGGCCUGGUGCUGGUCCACAGCAGGACUCCUCAGGAGAUGAUCAAAAUCUGGGGCUGGCUCAAGGACCCCAAGCUCAACUGCCAGUAGGCAGCUGCCGCGUUUGUUACGAGACGGAGACCAGAGCUACAGACGGCUGGAUUCAGGAACGCUGUUACUCGAUGGUGACUUAAGAUGUCGGCAGCUGGAUUAUUGUUGGUUUUUGUUCUGUUAUUGUGCUGCCUUUUGUCCCCUUAUCUCUCAAAGGCCGAAGUACUGGGUGAGUUGACUGGACCUUUUUACGGCAAGCGUAUUGAUUCAAAGUGUCAAGAGCGCCCCGACUUCACCCCAAUUCCUCAGUAACGCAAACCGUUUUUAAAAAUGUAGAUUUUAAUAUUUCAUUUUGGCUUUCAUGUUAUUUAUGUAUCUGUUCACUUUAAUGUUAUUCUCUCAUUUCAUACCACCUUUUGAGAUGUGCUAUUGAUUGUUGCCAUGUUACAGAGAGAUUGGCUCGGUAAAAUGUACUUUGCUGGAUCUUGAGAAGCAAUCCCUUAAGUACCGAUUUGGCAGUUCUGGGAAAGCACCCAACGCACAGUGUUAGAUUUGCACCAAGCCGAGAAGCUUCUAGACAAUGAUGGCUAUCCUUCGGCUCUAGUGGUGAUUACUUGGUGCUUCUUGUUUUGUGUUCUAUGAUGCUACAACCUUUAUGACCGACACGAACUGGGGACAAAGAAAGGUGAAAAUGAAGUUUGCAGUAUGGCCGUUGGAAUUAAAAUGGGAUUUCUGGAAACACUCUGCCUGAUAUAACACAUUCUGGAUCUUUCCGUGUUGUGUUGGUAUAAACCAAUGCAAUGCCCCUAAAGCUGCUACUGAAGAAUAUGUCGGUCAAAAAGGUCCAAAAAGGUCAAUGUCGUCAGGAAUUUGACUGCAGUGCCUUUUUCCAUUUCAGUAUUUAAUGGGCCCCCAGUUGCACAUGAAGGCACUGCUGAGUUUAAAGUAGCGUUUAUAUACGGACGGCUGUUCGGUGGAACUCGCAGGAUUUCAGUGAUAUUACGAAUGUGUACGUCAGCACAAAUCCAGAAAUAUUUCGGGGCAGUUGACAGUAACCAUUUUUAAUCUGCUUUUAAAAUGUUUUCAUAAGAUUUUCUUGAUACCUGAAUUUUUUUACUGCCCCAGAUUAUUUCUGGAAUUGUGCUGAUGUACACAUUCGUAAUAUCACUGCUAAAACCUGUUAAGUUUCCCUAACAGGGCUUUUUUGACUAUUGCUCUGGAUGGAUGUUUUGUUUACCUGAUAUCCUUCACAAUUACCUGUUUUUUUUGUCUCUUGGAGAAAUGCAGUGUCUGUGCAUGACCUUUCACUGUAGAUCUUGAUCAGUAUUUUGGUCUCUUGACAAGCCCUGUCUCUGUCUCACAAGGUUAUUUUGUCUUAGUAGUAGGUUUGGAAAUCACUUUUCACACGUGUGACUGAAUACCACCUGCUGGACGGGUGCAGUACAACACCUUAAUAGUUUAGUUUUUUUAGUUUAUUUAUUUUUUUGUUUGUUUUCUUUUUUCAGGGGUGCAAUGAUUGUUCUGUACACUGGAGCUGUCAAUCAGCAUGUGGCCCUCAGACUCCGUUCUCUGUCGGACCGCCCUGUUCCUGCUGAGUAGAACCGAACAGGUCUCAGACAUAUAUAAUGUAUAAACAUAUGUAUAAACCUGCCAGCUUAAAACCAAAAAAAAAAGGCUGUAAUGGUUUUGUCUGCGUAGGGUAAAUGUUUACAUGUUGUAAGAAAUAUUUAAGCUGUACUAAGCGUGUGCAUGUGCAUAUGUAACUGAAAUGUAGUCCAGGCAGUCAUGCUGUUUGUGAAGUAAAAUGAGAACUGCUGACUUAAGUUUCCUGUCUGUACUAAAAUUCCAGGAAACGUACAGCCAUACAUCCCGUCUUCUGACUACCUAGAGGUCGGAAAUGUUUCAAUAGGAUUUACUUUGAAUGGUACCAGAAUUUCAGGCUUUUAAUAUGACAUUAGUCUUUGAAUUGAAAACUAGUAACUUUAAGAAAUGGUCAGCCCACAUUUUCCUCUGGGGGAAAUUAAUUGUGACGUUAAUGUAAAACGUCAAAGUGAUCGAAAACAGCAGUAUUUGCUUACACUUUGUGUGUUUUUGUUUGUAUUGUAAGAACUGAUUACUUGUAAUUCUUGGCAGCAGAUGUUUGUCUUUUCGACUGCAUUUUGCAUUCUGACUGUGCCCUUUUAUAUCGAGACGCGCGUAAGCCAUAAAGUGACUCCCUUACAUACUGUAUGACGCGUGCAUCCGCCCCUUCUGUUCUCCUGAGAAGGGCGACUGCUCUUUGCCUCCAUCUCCGCUUUGUUGCGUUUUCUGACGAUUUCGCUGAAGGAAAGAAAACGAGAGUAAGAGAAUACGUUCUGUUUUCUGUUCUGUUCUGUUUGUGCGCUCUGUUGUCAAAGUGCACCAAUGAUUGCAUUUCCACACCUCGUUUAUCUGACGGCGAGGACCGUCUGGUGUUAAUGAUGUGGGGGAAACCCCACAAGUCAUCUUGACCACCGCCCGUUUGUGCCUUUGUGAAAGUACUUAAGCAGCUGCAGUCUCUUAAUCGAGAGAGAUGCGCAUGUUUGCUCUGCGUAUAUAUUUUUUAAUUGUACAGUUGUAACAAACCUUUCACUAAAACGUUGCUCAGGUGCAUAGUGUAUUGUACUUUUCUCGCCUCACGGUUCAAAUCUGAAAAUAAUGGCCAUUUUGUCUGUCUGCCUCUUCACUGUCAGUUAUCCCAAAAUGGGCGCUGACAGUGAAGAGGCCAUGACAGUCUGGGACUGGUGGUCUGGAUUUCUUAUUUAUUUUGAUCUAGGUCAGUAUUUCUGUAGAAUCCGCUGCCUAGAAGUCUGCUCUCUGCAAGCCCCUCAAUGUACAGUUUGUGGUGUGUGAGAAUGUCUGUAAUUUUGAUAUUUCUUUGUGCCUUUUCAAUGAUUUUGAUUAAUUAUUUGUUAAUAAAGUGUAUUUUGUUUUGUGAUAAA